AAGGAAUUCAGUUUAGUUCAAAGCCAACCACACACACAACAACCAUGAAGUUCUUCAUUGCCACCGCAUGUGUCCUGCUCUUGGCAGCGGGCAUCUCUGCCGAUCCUGUCAAGGCCGCCACCGAGGAGCAGUCGGGUGCAUUUGCCAAGUGCCUCGACACCGACUCCAUCUCGUGUCUGCAGCUCACGCUCUUCCGCAAGGCCAAGUCCAUCUUUGACAAUCCCCAAAUCGAACUCUUCGGCGGCGUCUCCCUGGUCAAGGCCAACGAAGGACGCCAGGGCAAGUCGCUAGACAACUCGGUCGCCGUGGAGGCCGCACCCACCGUUGAGGCCCGCACCGCCGAGAUGGGCAACUACUUCAUGGACAACGCCAAGAGCUUCUUCGCCGAGCGCUCCCUGAACUUCAACUUUGCCAAUGCCGCCCGCAGCGUUGCCCGCGCCAUUCCCGAUGACAUCAAGGCUGAUCUCCGUGAGCUGGUUGUGGAGUCCCGCACCCGCAAGAAGAAGCUCCUCAAGAAGUUCCUGCCAAUCCUGCUGGGCGUCGGUGCUAAGAUCGCUGUUCUCGGCGUUGGCUCCAUCUUCGGCCUGCUCUUCCUGGCCAAGAAGGCUCUGGUUGUGUCUGUGAUCGCUUUCUUCCUGGCUCUGGCUGCUGGCGCUUCCAGCGGACUCGGUCGCAUUGGCGGCUCGGGCGGCGGCGGUGGUCUGCUCGGCGGUCUGGGUGGUCUUUUCGGUGGCAAGAACGCCGGCGGUGCCUCCUCUGCCAGCUCCGGUGGAUGGUCCUCAGGUGGCGGUGCUGCCGCAAGCAAUGGCUGGUCCUCGGGCGGCGCCUCUGGCUGGGAUACCCACGGUGCCUACAGCUCCCCCGUGGCCCAGACCAUCGCCUACCAGGGCUACAAGCAGGCCAGGCGGUAAGCUCUGAGCCCCGCUCCCCCCACAUACACCCUCGAAGCAGGACCCCGGAUGCCGACGUCCAGGUGGUCCGUGAAGGAGAGAGAACAUUCGCGAAAAUGAUGACCAGUUAAUUAAUGCCUAUAUUUAUAUUUACUUAUAAAUUAUUUAUUUUAAUUUAUUUACUUGAACGAGACGAGAGUGUUGGGGCGGCGGUCGCUCCUGGCUGUCGCACCCACAACAACAAAAGUGCCUUCCAUUAGUAAACUCUCGGCCCAGAGAGCCACCACCACCACCACCACAACCAAACACAAACACACCACCAACACCACCACCACCACGUUUCAUCUACACCAAUAGCACCAGCCACAACGAACAACAACCACCGUCAACAACCUCCACAACACACACCCCAAUUUCACCUCUCACUCUUCAGUCUGUGCUCUCCACAGUCCCUACAACUCUACACUCUAUCUGUACUCUACACUCUAUCUGUAAUUUCAUGGCUGCACCUCUGAUUUAUGGACUCCAAACGUGUUUCUUGCAAGCCGACUAGUCGCGUCCAUCUAUCAAGGUCAGCCGCCUCGCCCUAUCCAUCCUUUAACUGUGACUAUCUUUCAUCUCUAUCCAUCUAUCUAUCUCUAUCUCCAUCUAUCUAUCUACAUCUGUACCUAUAUCUAAAUCUAUCUGUGUCUUUUCCAACUUUACCGCAACGGAAAGCACAAUCAAAUGCUGAUAAAUCAAAGAAUCAAAUAAUAAUUCAACAUAAAACAAAAAACAUUCUAUACAAAAAUUGUGACUCUCUUUUCCCUAUCUAUUUCUGUGAAACUUUUCCCUUUCAAUUUGCAUACGCAACCUUUCAUUCUCUCUCUCAUUCGCAUCUGCUCUUCACGACAGCCUCUCGACAGCAUCACUCAUACGCCUCGUUGUCUGGCCAGGCAAUUUGCAUUUGUAUGGCGCCGGGCAACUUUCAUUUCACUUCAUUCUUUGCUAUCGCGCCACCAAAAUCGAACUCUGGAAAUGUUUUCUACAAAAAAUUUCACCCACUUAUUUCAUCUUUCCUCCAUCAUCUCUUCUGCUCAAUCUUCAUUUUCUUCACUGCACUUUCUUCGCUCUUUGGGCCUCUCGUAGCCAGAAUACGAACAAAGCAAUUUGCUAAAAAUA
This is a messenger RNA of Drosophila subobscura, 2051 nucleotides long. RefSeq names its product keratin, type II cytoskeletal 5 (gene Osi6). The record is from RefSeq and is a predicted model, not a curated record. Lineage: Eukaryota; Metazoa; Arthropoda; Insecta; Diptera; Drosophilidae. The transcript is spliced from 2 exons. Bases 45 to 911 code for a protein of 288 amino acids.